GCUCCGCUAGAUGGUGGUGCUCAGCACGAACCAUUGUACGUGAACGCGAAGCAGUAUCAAAGAAUCAUCAAACGGCGUGCUGCACGCGCUCGUUUGGAAGAAACGGCUCGUCGCGCACGCGAGGCUGCCGCGCAGCCAAAUGGCAAUGCCCGCAAGCCGUAUUUGCAUGAGAGUAGGCAUAAGCAUGCUAUGCGGAGACCUCGAGGACCUGGUGGACGCUUUUUGACGGCGGCGGAAAUUGCG
Messenger RNA from Saitoella complicata NRRL Y-17804, 243 nucleotides. RefSeq names its product CCAAT-binding transcription factor, subunit B. Gene Ontology annotation, biological process: regulation of transcription by RNA polymerase II. Gene Ontology annotation, molecular function: DNA-binding transcription factor activity, RNA polymerase II-specific; RNA polymerase II cis-regulatory region sequence-specific DNA binding. The transcript has a single exon. The annotation marks the transcript as partial. The record is from RefSeq and is a predicted model, not a curated record. NCBI's taxonomy places the organism in Eukaryota, Fungi, Ascomycota, Saitoellomycetes, Saitoellales, Saitoellaceae. Gene Ontology annotation, cellular component: CCAAT-binding factor complex.